AUUCUUGGUGAACGGAGAUGGUUGCAUAGAGAUGGAGAGAAAUGCUCUUCUCUCAUUCAAAGAAGAUUUGGUUGAUCCUUCUGGAAUGUUAUCUUCAUGGAACGUUAGUGUUGACUGCUGCAAGUGGAAUCGUGUUGAAUGCAAUGUCAAGACUGGUCGAGUCAUCAGUCUUAACCUCCGAAACCAAGAUUCUUAUUAUGACGAUGAAAUUUCAGGUAAACUUAAUUCCUCGCUUGUAAAUCUGAAAGAGUUAAGAUACUUAGAUCUUAGUAUGAACAAUUUUAAAGGAUUAUCAAUCCCAAGCUUCAUUGGCUCAUUUGAGAGAUUGAGAUAUCUUAAUCUCUCUGGCUCCUCGUUUGGUGGAGUUGUUCCUCCACAACUUGGGAAUCUCUCAAAUUUGGUUUAUCUUGUCCUUGGCAUUAGCAUUGAAGAAAGUUAUAAGCAAGAUUUCAACAAUCUUGUGGGGAAUGACAUGAGUUGGCUUUCUGAACUCUCAUCUUUAAAACAUCUUGAUUUUAGUGGUAUUGAUCUUAACUUGACUUCUUCAGACCACUUGUUUCAGACAAUAAGUAAUACAAGUAGGUUGGAGAUAUUGGACUUAAGUUAUUGUAGUUUGGGCGGGUUUCUUCCGAAUUCAUUGGGAAAUUUGAGUAAUUUGAAAACUUUGGAUUUGGCAUUUAACUAUUUUGUUGGAGAUAUUCCAAAAUCUAUUGGAAACUUGACAUCCUUAGUACAAUUUGACAUUUCAUGGAAUCAACUCAACGGAUCAAUUCCAGAAAGUCUUGGAAAGCUCUCGUGUUUGUCUCUUUUAAGACUCUCCGGUAAUCCGUUGAACUCUGUCAUAACUGAACGACAUUUAUACAAUCUCUCUAGCUUGACAAUGAUGAACAUCCAUCAAUAUUCAUAUACUAAUAUUAAUUUGGUAUUUUCCAUCACUCCUGAUUGGAUCCCUCCUUUUAAACUCGAGCACUUGCGAAUUAGUUCAUGUCGAGUGGGACCCGGAUUUCCAACAUGGCUAAGGAAUCAACACAAGCUCAAAUAUCUUAUAAUGUUUGAUGCAAUGCUUUCAGGUCCCAUACCAGAUUGGUUUCUAAAUCUAAGUUCAAGUCUUCAAUAUUUGGACUUGAGUAACAACAGUUUGAGUGGAAGAGUGUCAAAUACAUUUGUUUCGAAAUAUCUCAUUCGAGUUGAUUUGUCCUACAACCACUUGGAAGGUCCUCUUCCUCAGUUUUCUUCUUCAAAUAUAAACUCGCUUAAUUUGGGAAACAAUAUGUUGAAUGGGACUAUACCCCAUAAUAUCGGCCAACUGAUGCCCAAUUUGGCAGUAUAUGACCUUUCCAAUAACUAUUUGCAUGGCAGCAUACCGUGUUCGAUGGGCAAUAUGACCUCAUUAUAUUUUCUAUGGUUGAAUAAUAACAACUUUGUUGGAGAAAUACCUAGCUUGAUGGGCAAUAUGAGAUCAUUAAGUUCUCUAUCGUUGAAUAAUAACAGCUUAGUUGGGAAACUACCGAGCUCAAUGGGAAAUAUGAGCUCAUUAGAUGAACUAUGGUUGAGUAAUAACAAACUUGUUGGAGAAAUACCGAGUUCCACGGGCAAUCUUCGAUUCUUAAGGUAUCUAAUGUUGAAUAAUAACAACCUUGGUGGAGAGAUUCCCCAUUCUUUGCAUAAUUGCACACAAUUGUCAAUGCUGAAUCUUGCAGAUAACAUGUUCUCUGGAGAGAUUCCGUCUUGGAUAAGAGACACCACAAAACCGAGGCUGAAAGUUCUGAAGCUUAGAUCAAAUCUGUUAAUUGGCCAUAUCCCAAAACAGCUUUGCAAUCUUUCUAGGCUUCAUUUCUUGGAUCUGGCCCAUAAUCAUCUUUCUGGCACCAUUCCUUUGUGCUUGGGUUACUUCACUUCCUUCACAGCUGAUGAUUACAUCCCUGAUGGAAACGAUACUUUGGAUAAGUAUCCAAAGGAGGAUGUGAAGGUUAAUACAAAGGGAUCAGAGUUUGCAUAUAAAGAUACUCUUUACCUUGUGAACCUAAUAGACCUAUCGGCGAAUAAUCUAACAGGAGUCAUUCCGAAAGCGAUCACCAAUCUUACAAGACUUUGGUCUCUAAAUUUGUCAAUGAAUCACUUGACUGGAAGGAUACCAGACCAAAUAGGAAGCUUAAAAAUGCUCGAGACUCUCGACCUUUCAUUCAACCGCCUUUCUGGUCCGCUCCCACCUAGCCUAGCCUACAUGACCUCCUUAGACCACCUUAACUUGUCCUACAACGAUUUCGAGGGAAGAAUACCAACGGGAAAUCAGUUGCAGACAUUGUCUGAUCCCUACUCCAUAUACAUGAAUAAUCCACGACUUUGUGGGGCUCCAUUGACAACCAAAUGCUCUGAUGAUAACCGCACAAUAUCAGACACUCCCAUUACUACUGUCGUUGUUGAUGCUAAUGAUCACGAGGAUGACGACAAAGACGAGUUGAGAUGGAUCUUGGUUAGCGCAGCUUUGGGAUUCGCGGUUGGGUUUUGGGGAUUUAUCGGCCCUCUAGUGAUAAAGCAGUCGUGGAGACGAGCUUAUUUUGGAUUUGUAGAGGACAAACUUGAAGCCGUCAUGACAAGUGCCACUCGUUUGAGGUUGAAAUUGAUGAAGAAGUCCAACAACGGAAUCUAGCUAGCACCUAAUUAUUGGUACAAGGUAAGACUGUACUUGUUCUUAUCAUUAUUAAUAUUCUUCUUUUAAUUAUCUUUAUCU
Impatiens glandulifera is the source of this 2731-nucleotide messenger RNA. Its product is annotated as LRR receptor-like serine/threonine-protein kinase FLS2. The record is from RefSeq and is a predicted model, not a curated record. The transcript has a single exon. Gene Ontology annotation, molecular function: protein binding. The coding region runs from base 32 to 2650 and encodes 872 amino acids. Lineage: Eukaryota; Viridiplantae; Streptophyta; Magnoliopsida; Ericales; Balsaminaceae.